AUGCGGCUGGGCGGCUUCUCGUUUUACGCGGAGAAGGUGUUCCCGGAGAAGAGCAAGGUGCGGUGGCGCUGCACGCGGCGCACGUGCCGCGCCUACGCGCACACGCUGCACGACCGCAUAUUCGCAUUGAGCAACGUGCACUCGCACCAGCCGCCCGCCUCUGCGGCCCAGCGGGCGGCCGCGACCCUCGCCCAGGGCAAAGUCGCGUCUGACGAA
This is a messenger RNA of Iphiclides podalirius (scarce swallowtail), 216 nucleotides long. The record is from the annotation of a GenBank genome assembly. Lineage: Eukaryota; Metazoa; Arthropoda; Insecta; Lepidoptera; Papilionidae.